AUGAAUUUUGUGCUUCUGCUUUAUUUCUAUUCAAUGUUGAUGAUUGGUGCUUUUACUAAGAGGGCAAAAAUUAUUGGCGGCCAAGAAAUAGAUGUAAGAAAUGCUCCAUAUCAAGCGGCAAUUGUAUUCCCACACAUUAACACAGUUAUUUGCGGAGGCUCAAUUAUAACAAAUAAGCAUAUACUCACUGCCGCGCAUUGCCUCUAUGAAAGAGAUAUGCAUUAUGAAAUGUUACGCAUUUAUGUAGGAAUAAGUAAUUUAAUGACCGAUAUCCCAUCGAAAUUCAAGAUUUAUAACGUUUAUAUUCAUCCGCGAUUCACAGGAGAAAUGACAAAAUACGCUAUGAAUCUAAAUGACAUAGCCGUUGUUAUGAUUCAAGGCACAAUUAUAUUCAAUGAAUUUCAAAACAAGAUAAAUUUACCAAAAAGUAAUUACCGAGCUGGCUGGAGAGGUCUUGUGAGCGGUUGGGGAAUGACAUAUUAUGGAACUGAAAAUGAUAAUACCGUGCUGCGUGGAGCUUUCGUUGAUAUUAUUGAAAUGUCACAUUGCCUUAACCAUUAUACAUUUGUUCUUUAUAAUGAGCAAUUGUGUACAUUGCAGGGAGAAGGCAUAGGGAUAUGCACUGGUGAUAGCGGUGGUCCAUUGAUAUAUAAUAAUGAAAUUAUUGGUAUUGUAUCUUGUAAUAUGCCGUGCGCAAAAGGAAAGCCUGACAUCCAUACUAAUGUUUUUUCCUAUUUGCAUUUUAUUGAAUUUGUUAUUAAUAAAUAAUGAAUAAUGAA
Ceratosolen solmsi marchali is the source of this 779-nucleotide messenger RNA. Its product is annotated as chymotrypsin-2-like. The coding region runs from base 1 to 768 and encodes 255 amino acids. The transcript is spliced from 4 exons. NCBI's taxonomy places the organism in Eukaryota, Metazoa, Arthropoda, Insecta, Hymenoptera, Agaonidae. Gene Ontology annotation, molecular function: serine-type endopeptidase activity. The record is from RefSeq and is a predicted model, not a curated record. Gene Ontology annotation, biological process: proteolysis.